AUGGCGUCCGUGGCCGCCUGGCUGCCUUUCGCCAGGGCGGCGGCCAUCGGCUGGGUGCCGAUCGCCAACAAGCCGCUGCCCGCUCCGCCUGUGACCAAGGAGCAACGCAAGCGCGAGGACGAGAAGUUCGUGAUCAACGUGAGUGGGCGCCGGUUCGAGACCUGGCGCAACACCGUGGAGAAAUACCCGGACACCCUGCUCGGGUCGAAUGAGCGGGAGUUCUUCUACGACGAGGACAGCAGGGAAUACUUCUUCGACCGAGAUCCGGACAUCUUCCGGCACAUCCUGAACUACUACCGCACCGGCAAACUGCACUUCCCCAAGCACGAGUGCCUCAUGUCUUAUGACGAGGAGCUCGCCUUCUUCGGCAUCAUCCCCGACGUGAUCGGCGACUGCUGCUACGAGGACUACCGUGACAGGAAAAGGGAGAACGCGGAGCGGCUCAUGGAUGACCGGCUGUCCGAGGCCAAUGAAGCUGACAACAUGCCCCACGCCAAUAUCCGAGAGCGCAUGUGGCGGGCCUUCGAGAACCCGCACACAAGCACUGCGGCACUGGUCUUCUACUACGUAACGGGUUUCUUUAUUGCUGUCUCGGUGUUCGCGAACGUGUGCGAAACCUUACCCUGCAGCUCGAACCAGGCCACUGGGGAGAGCAUGUCCUGCGGCGAGACCUACAAAGCCGCCUUCUUCUGCCUGGACACCGCCUGCGUCAUGAUCUUCACUGCCGAGUACCUCCUUCGGUUGUACGCCGCCCCAGAUCGCUUUUUGUACACCCGCAGCGUCAUGAGUGUCAUCGAUGUGGUGGCCAUCAUGCCAUACUACAUAGGACUCGGCAUAAAGGACAACGACGACGUCUCGGGUGCCUUCGUCACCCUCCGAGUGUUCCGGGUGUUCCGAAUCUUUAAAUUCUCUCGCCAUUCCCAAGGCUUGCGCAUCUUGGGUUACACGCUCAAGAGCUGCGCCUCAGAACUCGGCUUCCUGGUCUUCUCGCUAGCCAUGGCUAUCAUCAUCUUUGCCACAGUCAUGUUCUAUGCCGAGAAGAACGUUGAAGACACCACUUUUACCUCCAUUCCUUCCGCUUUCUGGUACACCAUUGUCACGAUGACCACACUCGGGUGA
Messenger RNA from Uloborus diversus, 1119 nucleotides. RefSeq names its product potassium voltage-gated channel protein Shal-like. Bases 1 to 1119 code for a protein of 372 amino acids. Gene Ontology annotation, biological process: potassium ion transmembrane transport; protein homooligomerization. Gene Ontology annotation, cellular component: membrane; voltage-gated potassium channel complex. The transcript has a single exon. NCBI's taxonomy places the organism in Eukaryota, Metazoa, Arthropoda, Arachnida, Araneae, Uloboridae. Gene Ontology annotation, molecular function: protein binding; A-type (transient outward) potassium channel activity. The record is from RefSeq and is a predicted model, not a curated record.